AUGAGAGUUGCAAGCUAUAGAAUAUAGAAGUUUGAUGGAAUGCUAAUAAUUUUGAUCUCUAAUUUACUUGAUAUUCAAAAAAAAAGAUAUAAGGUGAGUAACCAAUAUAAAAAUUAAGCACAUUAACCCUAAAUUAAAUUUCUAUUCACUUAUCUUUAUUGUUAAGAGCGAUCCUAGAGUUAGAUAGAAAGCUAAAUAUAUCACAAAAGCCUUAAUACAGUCCUUGAGAUUAAAGUUCUGCAAAUAAGCGAACCUAAAAUAAAUUAUGGCAUAGAUUGCAAACUCAUAGAAUCUCAUAAGCACCAAAACAUAAGCAUUGAUUGCAAUAUCAUUAGUAUCAUUUUCAAUCUCAUAGCUUCUCAAACCAAAUAAAUAAAUGAAAUUUUAAAUGCCAUAAAGAUAUUCAGAGAAAGCCCUAUAUUUGAGAUAAUAUUAAGUACUCAUAGGGAUUUGUUUGUAAAUAAUUACAAACACUACUUCUAUUUAAAAGAAACAAAAUACCCAAAAAAUAUUUCUUUUGCUAUGAUAAAAAUCUUAAUUGAAAAAGACGUACUGUGA
Messenger RNA from Tetrahymena thermophila SB210, 558 nucleotides. RefSeq lists its product as hypothetical. Lineage: Eukaryota; Ciliophora; Oligohymenophorea; Hymenostomatida; Tetrahymenidae. The transcript has a single exon. The record is from RefSeq and is a predicted model, not a curated record.